UCUGCCAGUCUUGAGACCUCUGCUGGAUAUGUUGGACGUAGAGGCAGAGGUACUUGAUGACGAGUCUGGAUGGAUUUACCUUCAGCUGUCCUACACAUGUGGAUUUUGCUUCCAGAUUACUUAGGGUGUGACAUUCAGCUAUCUUUGCUGAAAAACACGGAUUCAAGGCUUAUUUUUUCUGUAACCUAAUUUUUUUUUUUUAAAGCAACCUGUUGCUCUGUGUUCUGCUUCAAUAGUUUCAAUACACUUUUCAGUGUACUGAUACAAAGAUAUUUUUCCUUCAAGAUUUGUGAACCAGGACCUAAGGACAAGGUUUUGUUUUAACUGAACAUUAGACUGAUAUAGAGAUGACUGGAGCCUUGCAUGCUGGACUAAUAUUGUUUUCUGUUGUGGUUGUGUGCGAGAGUGAGCCAACACAUGUUGGGCCUGACAAAGAGGGUGAUUCACAUGGACAUUCCAGAUUGGUCCACUUAUCAUCAAACUGGGCCUUAGUGCUGGUCAAUGGCUCAUUAGACUUUUCCCGGGCGGAGAGCUCCUGCCGAAGUCAGUUCAGCUCCCUUGCCACCUUAGACCAAUUGGAGGUUCGUGAAGGGGCAUUGGAGUUACUGCGUCAAACCGGACAUCAGUCGCAGGUCUGGAUCAACAGCCCCUCCAAACUGGAAUCCAAGCCCUUGCCCCUGUCCAAGCAAUAUUUGCAGUUCUCAGCUCUAAACUUUCCUAAAACAUCCAGGGAAGGAUUUGUUCGCGUCAACAGGCCCUUCCCCGCUCUGUCAUCAAUCAGUGUGUGUGUUCGCAUUCAGUGGGACCCAGAAUGGAAUGAAGUGUCGACCAUCUUCUCCUAUGCUGCUCGUGUCUUUACCAAUGAAUUCCUACUACGGGGUCAGGGUGACACGCAGGGACGAAUCCUCCUGGCUCUCAUUGUUCAUGGGAAACACCUUCCAUACAAAGCAUAUUUCCCUCAUGAUGGUGGAUGGCAUCACAUCUGUGUCACGUGGAGCAGAAGUCUCUGGGCUAUCUAUGUAGAUGGGGAAAGGAAGGACAUGGGUUCAGGGUCAGACACUUCUCGAGAUAUCUAUGCUGAUGGGAUACUUAUUUUGGGUCAGGACCAGGAUUCAUUUGGAGGGAAUUUCACAGAGCCCUUUUUUGGAAAUAUCACUGAUUUAAAUGUUUGGAAUAUUUCCCUGGAAACACGCCACAUCCGUGCUUUGAAUGGAUGUUCUGCAAUGAAUCAGCCCAUGCUUUUUAGGUGGGACCUUGACCAUCUGAUCAACCACCCAGCUGUCAAGGAGGUCCAGGCUCAUUUGUUUUGCCCAGAAAAACACCAGCAGAUGGAGCUGCAAAGCUGCAGAACAAUGCAGAUCCAGUCAGAUCGGCCGACAUUCACGACUCUACUAGACUGCUCUGAGCCACUGGCAUUUAUCUGCAUGAGUAGCAGAGAACGUUACCUGAAAAUGAAACAGAUAAGUGAUUUCCAAAGGUCUCAGCCAACGGCCUUUAUGAAUCAUCUGUUGAAGCACUCCAAUAACAGCCAGGCCGUAGUGGGGCUGCAGUCAUCCGGUCUGAGCAGCCUGGCUGAAGCAUCCGCACUGCUGGACGCGUCUGUCCAGGCUCUACGGGACACAAGGCAGGAAGGACUGCAGCCAACAGACAUGGUUUCCCUCAUCCAGUUGCUGUCUUUGGCUGCUGAUGUUCCCCCACAGCAUUCAGAUUCCACCGACCACACCAAGGAAAGUGUCCAGGAGCUAAGCCAGUACUUCAUCAGUGUGGCAGACAGCGUCAUCAGCCAAGACAAUACCUUCAAGUGGCAGGCCAUCAAAGAGGUGGUCAAUGGACCCAUGGAUGUGGUGAAGAGCAUUGACCGGAUGGUGACCAGCUUGAGCUCCGAGUUGGUGUCAGAGAGGGAUCAUCUGACGUUUCACAGCCCAAACAUCAAGUUGGCUGUGCAGCAGCAGAGGCUUCAGGAAUCAUCUAAGGGAACAAGUUUCUGUGGGCCUGAGAAUGAAAAACACUCUAACUCUGACUGUAUUUCAGUCCCACAUCAAAAGAUCCAGGAUCUCCUUUACAAAGGAUUUCAUAAACUCACUUUGGUCAACACUUGGUAUGGUUCUCUACGGCCACUUUUCAAUCCUGAGGGGAACAUUAGCAUGGUUCCUACCGUCACGGAUGGUAGCCAAAGGUAUUUGGGUACUAUCCUGGGCUCCUCUGUCAUAUCCACCACGGUGCUGGGAGACAACCAGCCCGUUAGUACAGCAGUCCACUUCCAGCUCCGUCACAAAGUGCAGAAUUCUGCAGGUGCUGUAUACGAUCCAGUGUGCGCCUUCUGGGAUUUUAAUAUCAAUCCAGAGGCUGGUGGGUGGUGGAACACCAAAGGGUGUGAGGUUGUUUCCAAACAUUAUGGCUACACUGUGUGCUACUGCAAUCACACAACCAAUUUUGCAUUGCUACUACAGGUCUACGAAGCACAGCCGAGCCCAGAAGACAAAAAAGCUUUGCAGGUGCUGACGUUCAUUGGUUGUGGAGUGUCUCUGUGUGGCCUCCUCUUCACCUUCAUCCUCUUCAUUGCUGUGGGUGUUCCUAAAUCGGAUCGCACAACUGUCCACAAGAACUUAAUUGUUGCGCUUAGCAUCGCUGAGCUGCUUUUAAUGUGCAGUGACUGGGCAUCUGCUAAUGAGGGUGCUUGUUUUGUGGUUACGGCAUUGCUCCAUCUCUUCUUCAUGGCCUCUUUUUCCUGGAUGCUGGUGGAAGGUUUGCUAUUGUGGAGCAAAGUUGUGUCAGUCAACAUCAGUGAAGACCGCAGAAUGAAAUUGUACUACAUUAUUGGCUGGGGAUUACCUGUUCUAAUAGUCAUUGUAACACUGGCAACUACAAUAAAUGAGUACAAGGCUGAUGGUCACUGCUGGCUCAAUCUGAAGACUGGCACAAUCUGGUCUUUCGUGGGACCUGUAAUAUUUGUUUUGGCGGUCAAUUCAGUUGUGUUGUGCCGAGUUGUCAUGGUGACUGUUUCGAGUGCCCGCCGUCGUGCUAAAAUGCUCAGUCCAAGCUCAGCAUCAAAAAUGCACACCUUUGAUCUCACCUGGGCUGUGACUCGACCAGUUCUCAUCCUUCUGCCCGUCCUGGGCUUAACUUGGCUGUGCGGAGUACUGGUCCACCUAUCGGUUGUAAUUGCCUAUAUCUUCAGUGCUCUCAAUGCCUUCCAAGGCCUGUAUAUUUUCUUAGUUUAUGCUGUUUACAACAGUGAGGUGAGGAAUGCAAUCAAGAGGAUCAAGGAAAAGAGAAAAGCAUUAUCUUUCACAAAUUGUUCUCAGCCAACGACCUUCGUACCUUCUCAGAGAGUUCCCAUAAGGUCUUGGGACCGCAGUCCGCUGACUCCUUCUAGUCCUGAGAUCAGUGAGACCUCUGGAGCCCCCAGUUCUAGCUCCACUUCACUCGUUAUCAAGAAUGAGAGUUUCAGAAAAGAAAGCUUUGUGAGUUUCUCAUUGAAACAACCACCAGGAAACCAAGUGGUGCAACUCACAGCAUUCAAACCAUCAGGUUCUUGAACUGAAAAUGGAGCCCCAUCCGGAAACUCAAUACAUUAUAACCUUGGAUCACAAUAAGAGGAUAGAACUGGACACACAAUUAGACUGCACAGCUACUUCACACAAAUACACACAUCUUGCUGAUGUAAAGGAAACUCAGAAUUAGGGAUUAAGUGUUUUGCAGAUGUUUGCUUCUCAGAUCAGAUCGAUGCUGAAACCCAAAUCUUCAAAGAGCCCUGCUCUGAUAUUACAUAUGUUGAUAACCAAGAUGCACAUUUUUACAGGAUUUGUAACCAUGUACAUAUGUAGGGAAAUAAUCAUGAAUUCUAAUAGUUGUGUCUACCAUUAUGUCAUUUCUGGUUAUGAGUACCAAUUUCCUACUUGUUGAGGAUUUCAAAAGUUUCAAAAUUAAGUACCGUAAUUUUCAGACUACAAGCCGCGCCUGACUGUAAGCCACCACUCACCAAAUUUGACCCGAAAAUGGCAUUUUUGCAUAGAUGAGCCACACCGGAAUAUAAACCGCAGUUGUCCUCACUGUAUCAUGGGAUACUUACACCAAAAGAAAUAACUGGUAACACUUUUUUUGACAGUGGCAUCAUAAAACCAAAUGAAUCCCAUGAAGCUUUGAACCAAUUGGCUGCAAUGUUAGUCGUCCAACAUGCCUCCUAGCAUGCAUUGCAGCGCUACAGAUGUAAAUUACAAUCAAAAUUUAUGUUGUGUGCUAAUUAUUUAUUCAGUUACUGUUCUAGUUGUUUCAUGAAUUGCUAGUUAUGGUAUUUGGUAACACUUUAUGAGCAUUAAUAAAUUCUUAUGACGGAUGUCAUUUUUGUGUCAUCCGGCAAAUUAUCUUACCUUUGAAUGGAUUACAUAAAUGGAGUUACUAACAUAAUUUGCCAGAUGACACUAAAUGACAACUUCAUAAGCAUUUAUUAAUGGGCAUGAUAGUGUCAUGUCAUAAUUAUGACGGUCUUAUGGCAGUCUUAUGACGCCGCUGUCAAAUAAAAUGUUAUCUAUUAACCCAAAUAAAGCAACAAAUAAGCCACUAUAACUGAACUAUACUAACUGAACUAUAAACCACAUGAUUGAAAAUGAGGGGAAAAAAGUAGCGGCUUACAGUCCGAAAAUUACGGUAUGCUUUUCCAAAUUAUUUCAAUCGGAGACAGAAAUGUCUGCUUGGAAGAUUAUGAAAAAUGGAACAAUCAAUGGAUGGAUUAUAUAUGGAAUUUUCGUACUAUUACUAAACAACCUUUAGACUUCUGUUCAAGAGAAAUGUCCUUCUACAGUCUGUUUUCGUUUUCAAGCUCUGAACAUGUUGCAUAAUGACUCAUCUCAAGUGGCAUAAAUGCAAUGAUGUUGAAACACACCUGUUAAAUGUGAUGUGGAGAAAAAAAGAAAAGAAUGAAAAAAACAUAUUUCUGAACCUUUAAACAUCCAAUCUGAUAGAUAUGUAUACAUUAAUUUGAAAAUUACCUUUAUAUUGGGUAAAAAUUGCAAACAUGACCAGUUUUUAUAAUGUACACAACAAAUGACAUUGGAAUCACUGAUUAAAUCCUGAUAAAAUUUAGCUAACAUAGUAUUAACAUUUUUGUUUUCAGGAUGUGUGGUUAAAAAAUGAAUUAAGUUAUAAGUCAGAACAACGUUAGGAAGAAUAGCUUCCUCAUCAGAUACACGACGCCGUACUCUCCCUUGAGGACAUGAACACGUACAAUUGAUGGCAGUGAGAUUAGCAAGAUUAUAGUUACCAAUCAUCAUUACUUUGGUUCAAUAACUCCGCUGAUCUUGGAUUUUGAUUGAUAUGCUUUGAGUUCAUGAGUGACAUAAAUGAUUUGAGCAAUUCUGCGUAGUGCUAAUUUGAAAAAAAUGAAAAAAAAAAACCAUAAAAUUAAGAGUUGUGCAGUUUUUACUUCGUUGUUGCCCUUUGUACCCAUCAAAUAUUUUAAUCAUUCCAUCACAUACUGUACAUAAUCAGCAAAUAACAAUCCCACGUACCAAAAAAUUGAAUGGAAUAUUAGCUUCAUAGAAGAAGUAAAAUAAUUUACAUUAUGACAAUUACGAGCAAUCAACCAAUGCAAGGUUUUUUGCAAGGCCGGAGUUAUUACCCCGCCACCA
This is a messenger RNA of Corythoichthys intestinalis (scribbled pipefish), 5627 nucleotides long. It is a transcript of the gene adgrd2, whose product is annotated as adhesion G protein-coupled receptor D2. Gene Ontology annotation, molecular function: G protein-coupled receptor activity. The record is from RefSeq and is a predicted model, not a curated record. Gene Ontology annotation, cellular component: plasma membrane. Bases 348 to 3539 code for a protein of 1063 amino acids. The transcript has 25 exons. Lineage: Eukaryota; Metazoa; Chordata; Actinopteri; Syngnathiformes; Syngnathidae. Gene Ontology annotation, biological process: cell surface receptor signaling pathway; adenylate cyclase-activating G protein-coupled receptor signaling pathway.